Paramecium octaurelia is the source of this 1576-nucleotide messenger RNA. NCBI's taxonomy places the organism in Eukaryota, Ciliophora, Oligohymenophorea, Peniculida, Parameciidae. The record is from the annotation of a GenBank genome assembly.
UAUUCAUGCAGCACAAGGAAGAUUCAAAUUUAAAUGAAACUAUUGAUAGUUCAACUAAUCAAGAGUUUACCUACUUUGAUGAAAUUUUAACAUAUAUUGGUUUUAGUAAUUGAUGUCAAUAAUAACACUUUUUUAGGAAAAUAUUAAAUUUAUGUCUUUAUAAUAGUUGGUUUAAUUGGAAUGUGCGAUGGAGGAGAGACAUAGGCUAUAUCUAUAGUGUUUCCUAUUUUGGAAAAAGAAUGGGGAGUUAGUGAUUCCUAGAAAAGCCUCCUAGGAUCAUUAAUAUAUAUUGGUUAUUUUGUAGGAUCUCUAUUUUCAGGCAUAUUUGCUGAUAAAUAUGGAAGAAGAUCAUCUCUAAUAUUGUCAUCAGGAGUUAUGUUUGUUUGUGCUAUAAUUGGGGCUUUCAUGCCCAAUUUUAUUUCCUAUAUGAUAUUUGUAUUACUUAAAACUAUAGUAGAGAAUAUUCUUAGUUACUUGUGUUGGAUUUAUCAUCCCAGUUUCAUUUAGUAUGCUAGCUGAAAAUACGCCUUUGAAGAGUAGGGGAAUAGUGUUGGUUACAAUUGGAUUUUUUUAUACUGCAGGAGAGUAAGCAUAUAUCAAAAUAUGUAGACUAACUGUUUGUUUACUAACAUACAUAUUCAUGCCAAAUUUAGUUUCAGGAAAUUGGAGAGCAGUACUUUGCUGGGCUUCUGCUCCAGCUCUAUUAACAUUUCUGAUAUCAAAUUUUCUUUUAUUAGAAAGUCCAAGAUAUCAUUUGAUUAAAGGGAAUGUCACAGAAGCCUCUUAAGUGAUCUAGAAAAUAUUUUAAUUAAAUAACAAAAAGCCAGUCCUGAUACCCAUUAAUACAUAUCAAAAUAUUUCAUAAGAAUUAAUCAAACAAGAGAAAGAGGAAUAAGGAUUGUAGGAAGAUUUAAAAGAUAAAUCCUUUUUUGCCUCAUAUUUAAUCCAAUUUAGAAAACUUCUUAAAAACUAAUUUAUUAAAAUAACUUUAGUUGUUUGGUAUUAAUGGUUUGUAAAUACAUUUGUUUAUGCAGGAGUCACAUUUUUAUUACCACUAACAUUAUAAAAAUUAAACCCUGAUGAACCUCAAGACGAUGAUAUUGAAGAUAUUAAAGUUAUUACUUUGAGUUGUUUAGGUGAGAUACCUGUGAUAUUUGUUGCCAUGAUUAUUGUAAACAUCAGAAUUUUUGGAAGGAAGAAUUCUUUAUUCUUAUCUUACUUUGGAGUGGGUUUAGUUGGAUUAUUGAUUGCGAUAAUAGCAAAUGGUGGUUAUUUCUUUGCUUCAAUGAUUUUCUUUUUGAAAAUGUUUAUUAGUUUCUCAUUCACAGUAUCUUAUCAAUUUGUAAGUGAACUUUACCCAACCUAUAUGAGAGCUAGUGGAUUGGGAUUUGCAUCAUCAGUAGGAAGAUUAGGUAGUAUUAUUAUGCCAUGGAUUGUUGUCUAUAUAAAUGACAUAGGCACUUUUCUAUCAUAUGGAAUUUUUGGAAUUAUAUCUAUGGUAGCAGCUAUAGCAACUCUAUUAUUACCAUUUGAUACUUAUCAAAGAGAAUUAGAUAAAGUAGUAACAAAAUCAUGA